AUGGGUGUUUCGUUUAAGGUCGCAAGGAAAGGUUCAAGGUUCCGUCCCAAACCUGUGAUUCAGCCAGAUGAAGUUGCUCUCAAUGAGGCAUCAGAAAAUUCCAAGGAGGGCUCGUUAAUUGGCGCCCGAAAUCCGUCGUCGAAGAGAAAGGUUGAGGACACUGAGGAUGUAGCUGACAUCUCAAGUACACCAAUCUCUGAGGAUGAAGUUGCUUUCACGUUGGACCUCUAUCGAGAUGGAUAUUCCAUUGGAAAAGUCUCUGAGAAUGAUGCUGCACGCAGGCCUCCCAUUCAAGAUGCUUCAAAGGUGUUGCAUCCAUAUGAUAGGGCCUCUGAAGCUAUGUUUUCGGCAAUUGAAUCUGGCCGGUUGCCUGGAGAUAUUCUGGAUGAUAUACCAUGCAAGUAUACCAAUGGAACUCUUGUUUGCGAGGUACGAGAUUAUCGGAACUGUGCUACUGAGCAGGGUUCUGGUAUGCCAUCUCUUGGUGGGGCUCCUACUAUGAAUAGAGUGCGCCUUAAGAUGUCAUUGGAAAAUGUGGUGAAGGAUAUCCCCCUGAUUUCAGAUAACUCCUGGACUUAUGGCGACCUAAUGGAAGUCGAAGCCAGGAUAGUGAAGGCUUUGCAGCCGAUACUUUCGCUUGAUCCCACACCUGAAUUGGAUAGGCUCUCUGCUACCCCUUUUCCCUCCCGGCUUAAUCUAAAUCUGAGUAGCCUGCGGAAGAAACGGUUGAGGCAGAUGCCAAAUGUAACUGUGAUGUCUACAAACAGACUCCAUGGGAAGAAAGUUUCCAUAGAUCAAGUCCCAGAAAGCUCCAGCAGCAGAUUUGCUGAGUCAGGCCAUAUGAUGCAGCAGUAUCAUGUCCAGGAAAAUAUGACGUCUCCAAAUCUUGGUCCUGGCAGCAUGCUAGGUGUUGGGUCAAGGAGCUUUCAAGAUGGCAAUGUUCAAGCAAUACCUUUAGUUUCUCAUCAACAAAGGUAUCAAGCUGCAGCUGGAAAUCCUAGGGGCAUUCAGGAUCACGGCUCGGCUGGGUCUCUUGUAAAUAUUUCUACAUCUUCUUCUGUUGGACAAGAUAUGAUGGUCAAUCAUAGUGACAAUAUGAGUGCCGGCGCUUCACUGCAUGGUAAAAGAGAGAAUCCAGAUGGACAACAAACAUCACAAUUACCCAAUUUUAAUAAGAGAUCAAGAAUGAAUUCUGUAGGUCCUGAGGGGAUACAACAGCCACAAAUGGAUAACCUCCAAACAUCUGAUAUGAACUGGAGGAACUCGUUGCUUCAGCAGCAAGUAAUGGCUAGAGGAAUGCAGUAUGGUAAUAAUGUCGGGAUCCAAAAGUACCCACAAAUGUUUGAAGGGGUUACCAAUCAGAGAUUUGGUCCGAAGGAAGAGCAGUUUGAUCCGGAAAAGCUUGAUGGAGGAUCAGAGCUCAGUCAGGGUAAUAAGAGUGAUAUGCAGAUGGAAAGACUGCCUCAACAUAUGAUGAGACCGAAUUUCCCUCCGGCAACAGCAUGGAGCAAUUUCGGCCAAGAGACAAGGAAGGACGAUCAGCAGGUUCCAAAGAGGAAAUCAGCACAAAGUCCUCGUGUAUCAGGAGGUGCUUUGGCUCAGUCUCCAUUGUCAUCUAGAUCUGGGGAAUUCUCGAGUAACUCAGCUGGGCUCCACAUUGGAGCAGUUGCUGCAGCAACUGCUGCGCUUGGUUCAUCGCAGAAGGACAAGUCGGCAGUUACCUCAACUCCUAGGGCGGCAGCAUCUUUGAAUUCCAGCGGCAAUGACUCCUUGCCACGUCAGCAUCAGCAGCCGGCUCAAGUUGUGAGCAAGCGGAAGUCAAAUUCUGUACCCAGGACCACUGCUGCUAUGAGUGGAGUCGCCUCUCCAGCAAGUGUUGGAAACAUGAACGCUGCUAGUCCUAUGGUUGGAGCAGCACAGUUGGCUGAUCAAGUCGUUCUCGAAAGGUUUGCAAAGCUUGAGAUGGUGGCUUCAAGGCAUAAACUGCACUGUAAAAAGAACAAACUGGAUGACUACCCAAGGAAGCCAAACGUAUGUAAUCCUCAGCAUCUUGCGGCCUGCCUAUCCAAUCCAUCAAAUAACGAGGAUUUCAAAGAUGACUCUGAAGAAAGGCAAUUAUCGAAUUCACUCGUUGGUGGCAGCAGGAAUGCUCCCAAGAUGAGAGUUAUGAAUUUUAUGCAAGGUGAACGAGUGCUUCAAGGAAAUGUUGUUGCUUAUGUCCCAAAGGCACGUGCUAGGAUGGUCUUGAUGGAGAAGUCAAGCGAUGGUACUGUGGCUAUGCAUUAUGGAGACCUGGAGGAUGGCGAUAUUCUCUCUGCCGAGGAGUAUCUUCCUACAUUACCUAAUACGCAUCAUGCCGAUUUGCUUGCAAAACAAUUCUGCACAUUGAUGAGCCGUGAUGGCUAUCUCGUGGAGAAUCACAUUGAACAAAAACCAACAAGGAUGUUGAAUAUUCCAUUGAGUAGUCAACCGCCAAUUCUGACGGGCAACAAUACGACGCUGGAUAUGCAACAGCACCAACAACAAUACAACGAAGCUGUCGCGGCUCAGCAAGCCGCCUCAAAUGAUGUGAAGCCGGCUCUUAAUGGUGGCAUUGUUUCUGUAAAUCAAUCCCUGAAUCCAAGAAUGCUACCACCUGGGAACUCUCAGGCCUUACAGAUGUCUCAAGGUCUCUCGUCUGGUGCCUCGCCAUCUCGACCACAGCAGCAGCUUGAUGCUCCAUUAUCCGUUCAGCAGCAACAGCAUCAACAACAAAACCAAAAUGCUUUACUUCAGCAACAACAGCAUCAACAGCAGCUUCAGAGGACACAACAGAUGGCGCUUCCAUCAAAUCCACUCUCCCAUUUAAAUGCUGCUAUAGGCCAGAACUCGAACAACAUGCACUUGGCUGGUCAAAUGGUUAACAAACAACAGCAGACCCAACUUCAGGUGCAACAACAGCAGUUGCAGCAGAGGAAAAUGAUGAUGGGGCUAGGAGGGCAUAUGGGAAUGGGAAACAACAUGGUGGGGCUAGGAACGCUAGGAAAUGCGAUGGCUAUGGGAGCUGCGAGGGGGCUAGCGGGUCCUGGAAUAUCUGGACCGAUGAAUAUGGGCCAGAACCCGAUGAACAUUGGCCAGACACAGCAGAACAUCGCCGCUAUCCAGCAGUUUCGUUCGGGACAGUUGACGCCGCAGCAGGCUGCUUACCUGACGACGAAGUUUAGGCUAAACCAGCGGUCAGGUGUUGCUGGAAUGUCGCCCGGCGUUAGGCAGAUGACCCUCCCCAAUGCUGCUGCCGCAGCUGGGAUUUCCAUGAUGAGUCAGCCCAUGAACAGGCCCAACAUGGGCCAGAUGCAGCAACAGAGGAGCGCAAUGAACCCCAUGGGCCCGCCGAAGCUGAUGGCCGGAAUGAAUAUGUUCAUGAAUCAGCAGCAGCAGAAUCAGCAGUUACAGCAGCAGCAGUUGCAGCAACAGCUACAGCAGCAGCCAGAAUCGACAUCGUCGCUUCAGUCGCUUCAGGGUGUUGUUUCGCCUUCUCAAGUGGGCUCACCAUCGACCAUAGGGCUGCAGCAGCAGCAGCAACCCCUACAGCAUCCUAGCCCGCAGCAAAUGGCCAGAACUCCUAUGAGUCCACAGAUAAGCUCAGGGGCGAUCCACGCCAUGAGCGGCGGUAACCCGGAGGGUUGCCCUGCCAGUCCGCAGUUGAGUUCUCAGACUGUUAACUCCAUUGGAAGUAUCACAAACUCUCCUAUGGAGCUCCAAGGGGUAAACAAGAGCAACUCUGGUAACAAUGUGUAG
Molecule: messenger RNA, 3777 nt
Organism: Linum trigynum
Lineage: Eukaryota; Viridiplantae; Streptophyta; Magnoliopsida; Malpighiales; Linaceae
Source: the annotation of a GenBank genome assembly